UAGAGACCGUUGAUGUGGCGCAACAGAAUUUUGUCGCAAAAAUGGGGGCAACCACUCGGGUCACACAUCGCAUCCGAGAGUUUCCCGCCAACAACUUUUACCUUCCCUGGACAUCACACUCUUUUUUUAAUGCCGAAGAUGACAGGAAAACUUCAUCGUCUCAUCAUCAUCAUCGGGGGACGGAAAACGACAUCAGCAACAACGACAACAACAACAACUUUCUUUUCUGAUGAAUUCCAAAAAAAAGGAUUUUUUUGGAAUUCGAUCGGAAAUUCCUUUUUUUCCAGUCAACGAGGAGAGAGAGAGAGAGAUAAUUGCCGACUGUAGGAGAGAGAGUUUCUGCAAAUUGGGUCAUUUCCGAUUGUCAGCAUCAUUGGGAGACAACUUCGAAGCUGAGUUCAAAGUCAACUUCAGUGUCAACUUCAGGGUCAACUUCAAAGUCUGCUUCGGAAUCAACUUUAGAGUCGACUUCGGAGGCAACUUCAAGGCCGACUUCAGGGUCAACUUCAGAAUCGACUUCAGAGGCAACUUCAAAGUCGACUUCAGGGUCAACUUCAGAAUCAACUUUAGAGUCAACUUCGCAGUCAGCUGCAGAGGCAACUUCAGUGUCAGCUUCAACUUUUGGACGACUUCCUUUUGCCCGGACAGUCAACACUGGAUUUUUCCUCCACGAAGGUGGAAUUUCGCCUCCUCCUUGAUGACGACGUCGUCGUCAAUUCCUCCCACGGAAUUUACUCUCUCCUUGGAUCAACAAAUCCCCCCGAGGGCGAGGUACCGUUCAAUGACCGUGCUUGCAAUUCUCGAGCAACGGCGUCAGAUUCUGAUUCAAUUCGAUCUGGCAGUUUCCGGAUCCAAGGAAAAUGCAGAUCAAUCUGACGGGUUUUCUCAAUGGAAAGAAUGCACGUUCGUUUAUGGGCGAACUUUGGGAUUUAUUGGUGUCGGCGCAGGAGAGUGUCACGGGAAUUCCUGAUUGUUUUCUACAACAGAAAAAGGAUCAAAUAAAGAAACGUUUGGAGGAGCAGGAGAAGUUGCAAGCCUCAAUUUCGGAGAAAGAAAAAGAAAAAGAGCGCGAGAAGGAAAAGGACGAGGCUGAGGCGAAAGUCAAGAAAGAAGAGAAGGACACGACCACGAAGGAUCAUCGACGAGAAAGAAGUCGCGAUCGUGAAAGGGACAGAAGCAAGCGAAGCAGAUCGAGAGAUCGUCACAGAGAUCGGGACAGAUCGGGACGAAAGAAACGAUCCUCAUCUCGAUCGCCCGGCAAAACGGGAUCAAAGGACAAUGGCAAGGAUUCAACGGAGACGAAAGUUGAACGCGAAAACUCACCGGCAACUGACAUUCGCGACAAUCCCAUUCCCAUGCUGCCAAUGAAACCAAAACCGGAAGCUGCCGUGGCGAUAUCUCGUCUUCAGGCGAAAUUAAUGAGCAUUGCCGAUGGUAAAAAAAAAUUAAAUCGCUCCGCAUCGCCUGAAAAUCAGGAAAAAACCGCUCAACGUAAAUCACGUUCAAAAUCACCGACAAAUAAUCGUUUAGGAAAAAAAUCUAAAUCAAAAUCACCACAACUACAACAACAAAAGUCAUCAUCACGUCGUUCACGUUCACCACCAACAACAACAGCAAUAACUACAACAACAGCAACCUCAAAAUCACGCAAAUCACGUUCAAAAUCACGAUCACGUCGCACACGUUCAAAAUCAAAAAGCCGACGUUCACGUUCAAAGUCACGUCGUCGUUCGAAAUCAUCGCGCUCAUCAUUGGAUCGACAACGUAACAAUAGUCGUAAAUCAAAAUCACCAAAAUCGAAGAAUGAAAGUUCGACACGUUCGCGAACUAGGAAGUCGCGUUCGAAGACGAACGAUCGGGAUAAACAGCGUAAAUCACGAUCGGCGUCGAGUGACUCAAGAUCGACGAAGUCACGUUCGAAGUCGAGAUCGAAAUCGAUUGAUGACAAGAGAAAGGAUAAUAAUGACAGUGGACGGAAGAGGAAUGCGAGCAGUAGUUCGAGCAGUGGCAGCGAUGACGACAAGGGGAAGGAUAAGAAUGAUUUUGAGAUUCGAAGGAAGAAGGACGGCGUGCAGGCGAAGAGGUCGUAUCGAAAGACUAAUAAGGACGACAGUGGCAGUGACAGUGACUCGAGUCGGGAGAGGAAGACUGGCGGCAAACGGCGGAGUCAAUCGCCGAGGAAGGAUCGGGAUAGGUCCAAGGAUCGGGAUCGAUCUAGGGAUAGAUCUAGGGACAGGAAUCGAAGACGCUCAUCGUUGGACAGAGACCGCGAGAGGGACAGAAGGAGGGACAGGGACAGGGACCGUGAUCGUGACCGUUUGGACAGGUACAGCGGAAGUCGAGGAAUGCGUCCACCAUCCGUUCGAAGGGCUCCAAGCAGAAGAAGCAGAAGUCCGCCGAGGAGAAGUCCAGUGCGCUAUCGGCGACGAUCGCCGAGUCCAGGUGACCGCCGACGUGGACGACGUUCACCGGACCGACGACGAAGAUCAUCGGAGCGACGUGAUCGGCGUCGUUCGCCGGAACGUCGCGAUAGUCGACGACGCUCCUCCGACAAUCGUGAUCGUUCACACAGAUACGACAGAUCACUGUCACGUGAUCGUUCAAGUAAACGCGAUCGUUCACGGGAUCGUCGCGAUCGCGACAGAGAUCGCCGUUCAAAGUCCAAGGAUCGCAAGGGCUCGUCGACCGAGAGAAUUAAGGACACGAAACGUGCGCCGUCACAAGAGCGAAUCGCCAAGGAUUCUUCGUCAGCGACAAACGCUGCCACUGCUUCUUCGGCCGCUAAUUCUUCUACUGCUGCUGCUGCUUCAGCCACCGCCGUCGCUGCUAAUUCCAACACUUCUUCUUCAACGCUCAAGGAUGCGAAAAAUAAAUCGUCACGCGAACGUAAAAUAUCCACCGAUGAGAAGAGUAAUAAAAAAUCGACUGAUUCUGUGGUGAAAAAGGAUUUGAGGAAUGGACGCUCGAAGUCGAGUAGUUCGCAGAGUAGCGACAGUAGUUCGUCUAGCGAUGAGGAACAAUCGAGACGAUCGGUGGAGAAGAAAUUGGCGCAGGAGAAGAAAGAGAAGGAGCGUUUGGAGGAAGUAAAGAAAAAGGAGAAGGAGAAAGAGAAAGAGAAGGAAAAAGAAAAGGAGAAGGAAAAGGAAAGAGAGAGAGAAAAGGAGAAAGAGAAGGAAAAGGAGAAAGAAAAGGAAAGAGAGAAGGAAAAGGAGAAAAUUGUCGAGAAGGAAAUUCCAAAGCGCGUUGAGAAGGAAGUGAAAAAAGUUGCCGAAAUUGUCGUUCAAAAGAAACCCGAGACAAAUAUAUCCCCGAAAAAAGUACCGACUGCCAGUCUCCCAAUUUCUAGACACAGGUUUUCCAAGAGUUUGUCGAGAACGCCAUCGCCUUUCAAGAAGACUGAGGACAUCAUUGCUGCUAAUAAUAAAAUGAAACAAGCAAUUCUGAAGGAGGACAAGUUGGAAUCGCCAAAAGUUAUCGCGGAGACAAUUGUCAUUUCGGGAGCCGAGACUUUUCCACUGAAGAAAGAUGAACGUGUGGAAAAAGUGGAGAGAAUCGUGAAACAAACGAAAGUUCCCAUCGAGGACAAGAAAGUUCAAAAAAUCGUCGAAGCGACGAGAAAAAUUGUCGAAGUGCCAAAAAAAACGAAGCGCGACAAACGCGACGAAUCUUCUGAUUCUGAUGAUAGCGACGAUGGAAUUGAAUUUGGAGUUUGUGAAGAGUCAAAUCAGCAAAGAAAAAUGAAUGUUCCAGGCCGUAAGAAGACGAAGAAAGUUGAGAGAUCGAGAAAAUCGAGGAAAGCAUCGACGGAGGAUGAAAAAUCGGACAAGAGUAAAAUUAUCUCGAGUUCCGAUUCUGAGGACGAGAAGAAAACCGAGAAAUCGAAGAAGAAUCGCGACACAAGUCGAACUGAAUCCAACGAUCGGGGCAAAGAGAAAAAGGAGCAAAAGCGCCGCGAAUCGGAAGUGGAGAAGAAACGUUCGCGUAAAGAUAAUGAAGAUGAGGCAACAACAACGAAAAAAUAUAAACGUUCGAGGAGAGAUUCAUCGUCGCCCGAAGAGGAGCAACGCGGUGGUAAAAAAGGACGUGUUCACGACGACGAGAAAUUGAAAUCAAAGGCAAAAUCGUCGAAGAGAGAUUCGAGUUCGGAUGAUGAGCCGAAAAAAUCACGUAAACGACGUGAAAGUUCAACGGACGAUGAAAAAUCGCGAAGCAGAAAAUCGAGGAAGGACUCGACUAGUGACGAUGAAACGACACGCACUAAAUCGAAGAAAAGCAAACGCGACUCGAGCUCGGACGACGAGGAGAAUGAAAAGGAGUCGAAGAAAAAGCGAAGCAAGGCCGACGACAGCAGUGAUGAGGAGAAGGUGAAGAAGAAGAGGAAGAAGAGGACGAAAACAAGUACCAGUGAAUCGGACGAGAGCGAAGUUGAGGAGAAGAAGAAGAAAAAGGACAAAAAACACAAGAAGCACAAGAAACACAAGAAGCACAGAAAGCAUAAAAAGAAGCGAGUCGCCGAAUCCGAAGAGUCAGACGCAAGCGAAGGGAAUACCGAGGAAUUGGAGAAGAAACUACGCGAAAAGGCAUUGAAAUCAAUGAAAAAAGGCCACAGCGUAGAACAAAGUGAUUAGAAAGAGAAAGAGAAGAAAAAAAAAGUAAAAACAAGAAAUGAUUCGUAAAUUUUUUUCUUUAUUUUUUUUUUUAUUUCACUUUAUUUAAAAAAAGAAAAAAAUUUUCCGAAUCACAAUAAACAAUUCUGUUAAUAAUUUUUUUUUUAAAUCACUUUUUUUCUGUUUUUUUUUACUUACUAUAAAUAGUAGUCUACACGAGAUUUUCUCUCCCAGAAAACAACUCUCUUUUUUUUUUAUUGUUCUUAAAUAUUUUUUUUUAUUAGAAUUAGAAUAAACAAUUUUUUGAAGUGUUAAUAGAAAAAAAGAGAGAAAUCAUUCUUUUUUUCUUGAAAAAAAUAAUCGACGAUAUUUUGAAAAUAUUUGAUGAAUUUUCACCAGAUGGCAGAAAAGAAAAAAAGUGAAUUUUUGUCUUAAUUUUAAGAAAGAGAUAAAAAAUGGAGAGUAUUGUCAUAAUUCAUUAUAUACAUAUUAUAUAUAUAUUUAAUGUAAUACGUUUGUACGCAUUCUAACGUAUCUGCUAUUGAUUUUACGUACGUAAAUAAUAAUAAUAAUAUUAAUAUUAAAUAAAGGAAAUUUUUAAAAAUCUA
Messenger RNA from Leptopilina heterotoma, 5215 nucleotides. RefSeq names its product serine/arginine repetitive matrix protein 1 (gene Srrm1). The record is from RefSeq and is a predicted model, not a curated record. Gene Ontology annotation, molecular function: RNA binding. The transcript is spliced from 13 exons. NCBI's taxonomy places the organism in Eukaryota, Metazoa, Arthropoda, Insecta, Hymenoptera, Figitidae. Gene Ontology annotation, biological process: mRNA processing; regulation of mRNA splicing, via spliceosome. The coding region runs from base 861 to 4628 and encodes 1255 amino acids. Gene Ontology annotation, cellular component: spliceosomal complex.